Messenger RNA from Mobula hypostoma (lesser devil ray), 552 nucleotides. Its product is annotated as histone H3-like. The transcript has a single exon. Bases 1 to 411 code for a protein of 136 amino acids. NCBI's taxonomy places the organism in Eukaryota, Metazoa, Chordata, Chondrichthyes, Myliobatiformes, Myliobatidae. The record is from RefSeq and is a predicted model, not a curated record. Gene Ontology annotation, cellular component: nucleosome. Gene Ontology annotation, molecular function: DNA binding; structural constituent of chromatin; protein heterodimerization activity.
AUGGCGAGAACGAAACAGACUGCACGGAAGUCCACGGGCGGUAAAGCUCCCCGCAAGCAGCUGGCCACGAAGGCAGCCCGCAAGAGCGCUCCGGCGACGGGUGGCGUGAAGAAGCCGCACCGGUACCGGCCGGGCACAGUGGCGCUGCGGGAGAUCCGGCGCUACCAGAAAUCGACCGAGCUGCUCAUCCGGAAGUUGCCCUUCCAGCGCCUGGUCCGUGAAAUCGCGCAGGACUUUAAGACAGACCUGCGCUUCCAGAUAUCGGCAGUGGUGGCUUUGCAAGAAGGGAGCGAGGCUUACCUGGUGGGGUUGUUCGAGGACACGAACUUGUGUGCCAUCCACGCCAAGCGGGUUACAGUAAUGCCAAAGGACAUUCACUUGGCGCGGCGCAUUCGCGGGGAGCGCGCCUGAAUUUCUGAGGUCGAUGUUUGAAAAACCCAAAGGCUCUUUUAAGAGCCGCCGAACUCUUGAGGCGAAAGUUGCUGUAAUACGGAGUUGAUCAAUCUUGCCGCUGGUUAUCAUUCUAAUCGAAAGUGUAAACUUUCUCAACCU